This is a messenger RNA of Botrytis porri, 1200 nucleotides long. RefSeq lists its product as uncharacterized. Gene Ontology annotation, biological process: spindle pole body duplication; protein import into nucleus. Bases 234 to 1079 code for a protein of 281 amino acids. Lineage: Eukaryota; Fungi; Ascomycota; Leotiomycetes; Helotiales; Sclerotiniaceae. The transcript has 3 exons. Gene Ontology annotation, cellular component: nuclear outer membrane; nuclear pore transmembrane ring. The record is from RefSeq and is a predicted model, not a curated record.
AGCUUUAGCAGAAUUCACGAUUUCCUGAUCAAAACAACUUGGGAAGAACUAUCAAGAAAGGUUUUAUUCCUUCGAUAACCUUCUCGACAAACAACAAUGCGGACAUAGAUUUGAUCGUCAGUUCAAUUGAAAUAAUACUAACCAUAAAAAACAGGUAAAGUUGGCUUAUUAUCAGCAUCAAAAGAGCUUACCAACCUCCCAGCAAAGCUUAAAGGCUUCGUAUAUUCUCAAAUAUGUCUACAAUGAUACGUACCCCUACUACACCAGCAACUCAACGAUCAUCACCAGCGUCGGCAAGAAAGUCGGGGUUUGGAGAACCACAACCAUCCACUCCGCAGGCGGGAACCUGGAAACACCCCAAAUUUGAUGAAAUCGCAAGACGACAGAAUGUGGCCACUUUCACAGAUCAAAACAUGAGGCGACUUCUAUGGAAUGGUGUGGGAUUUGUUGUGCUAUGGUACAUUGGACAAACAAUUUGGAGAACUUUCCCUGGUUAUUUCUUCGGUGAAGCUUUGUUUCCAAUGUUUGCGUCCUGGACCUUUCGAAUAAUACAACUCUGCCUCAUUUUUAAUAUUGUUGUUGCACUUCGCCCAUUUUAUACGAAACGAGACAACAUGGAAGAUAUACCUUUGACGCCCGCUCAACGAAAAUUGCUUGGGUUAAAACCUAGUUCAAGACCGCCUACUCCAGGGUCGGAGUAUGUUACUCCACCGAGAUAUAGGAGGACUUCAACACCCCUGAGCAGCUCGCCUGCGAAUCGAAGAGGAAACCCAGCUUCUGGAAGUCCUUCCGGAAAGCGAUCCGAAAGUCCGCACACCCAAGACGGCCUGGAAAGCUUGAUCAAUCCACUGGGGCCCGUCUAUUCGCCAGGUGCAAGUCCCUUGUUACAGAAGACUCUCAUGAGCGGAAGUGGUAACCGGAGGUCUUCAUAUGGCUCAAAUCCUCUCGGUCGAUCUAUUGGGGAUCCUGGCACACCAAGUCCAUUAGGUGUUGCGAAACCGUCGAGUGUUGGGUUAAAUAAUAAAUGGCUUUACGAGAAGGGAAGGAGAAAUUCAGGCAAUACGCGAUUGUAUACAUAGAUUUUAGACUUGAUGGAUUGUGGAUAUAGAUAGAUACCCUUGUGGCCCGCGUUACUAUGACUUUGCACCUGCAUUAUUGAAUACUGGUACUUGACAUUAUCCUGAUGAUUCUCGGUCUGCC